Molecule: messenger RNA, 3684 nt
Organism: Manis javanica (Malayan pangolin)
Lineage: Eukaryota; Metazoa; Chordata; Mammalia; Pholidota; Manidae
Source: RefSeq, a predicted model, not a curated record
GGUGGCGGCGGCGGCGGCGGCGGCGCCUCGUGCGCGCGGUUAUUUAUUUAUUUCCGGCCCCAGAGCGCUUAUAAUGGAGCCGCUGUCAGCAGAACCUUCUGCCGCCGCCGCCGCCGCCGUCCCCGUCCCUCCUCUUUUUUUUCCCGGCAGAUCUCUGUUGUGUGGGAGGGCAGCGGGGAUGGACUUGAGCUUGCGGAGCUCCUGCUAGAGCAGCGCGCUCGGAGAGGGCGCCCCGCCGCGAGGAUCCGUCGCCGCCGCCCCAGGCCCCGCCGCCCGGCCUCCGCCCGCCCGCGCCCUGCUGGGCCCCCGCGCCCGCGCCCCCAGGAGAGUGCCCUCGCCGCGGCAGAUGUGUGUGGGGUCGGCCCACGGCGGGGACUAUGGUGAAAUUCCCGGCGCUCACACACUACUGGCCCCUGAUCCGGUUCCUCGUGCCCCUGGGCAUCACCAACAUAGCCAUCGACUUCGGGGAGCAGGCCUUGAACCGGGGCAUUGCUGCUGUCAAGGAAGAUGCCGUGGAGAUGCUGGCCAGCUACGGGCUGGCAUACUCCCUCAUGAAGUUCUUCACGGGCCCCAUGAGUGACUUUAAAAAUGUAGGCCUGGUGUUUGUGAACAGUAAGCGAGACAGGACCAAAGCCGUCCUGUGCAUGGUGGUGGCCGGGGCCAUCGCCGCCAUCUUUCACACCCUCAUAGCGUACAGUGACUUAGGCUACUACAUCAUCAAUAAACUGCACCAUGUGGAUGAGUCCGUGGGGAACAAAACGAGAAGGGCCUUCCUGUAUCUUGCUGCCUUCCCUUUUAUGGAUGCAAUGGCAUGGACCCAUGCUGGCAUUCUCUUAAAACACAAAUACAGUUUCCUGGUGGGAUGUGCCUCAAUCUCAGAUGUCAUAGCUCAGGUCGUUUUUGUAGCCAUUUUACUUCACAGUCACCUGGAAUGCAGAGAGCCUCUGCUCAUCCCGAUCCUCUCCCUGUACAUGGGCGCCCUGGUGCGCUGCACCACCCUGUGCCUGGGCUACUACAGGAACAUCCACGACAUCAUCCCCGACAGGAGUGGACCAGAGUUGGGGGGAGAUGCAACAAUAAGAAAGAUGUUGAGCUUCUGGUGGCCUUUGGCUCUCAUCUUGGCCACACAGAGAAUCAGCAGGCCUAUUGUCAACCUCUUUGUUUCCCGGGACCUUGGCGGCAGUUCUGCAGCUACAGAGGCAGUGGCAAUUUUGACAGCCACGUACCCUGUGGGUCACAUGCCAUAUGGCUGGUUGACGGAAAUCCGUGCUGUCUACCCUGCUUUUGACAAGAACAACCCCAGCAAUAAACUGGUGAGCACGAGCAGCACGGUCACGGCCGCCCACAUCAAGAAGUUCACAUUUGUCUGCAUGGCCUUGUCGCUGACGCUCUGUUUUGUGAUGUUCUGGACACCCAACGUUUCCGAGAAGAUUUUGAUAGACAUCAUCGGGGUGGACUUCGCCUUUGCAGAGCUCUGUGUUGUCCCUUUGCGCAUCUUCUCCUUCUUCCCGGUCCCAGUCACUGUGAGGGCCCAUCUCACUGGAUGGCUGAUGACGCUGAAGAAGACAUUUGUCCUGGCCCCCAGCUCCGUGCUGCGGAUCAUCGUCCUCAUCACCAGCCUCGUGGUCCUGCCCUACCUGGGGGUACAUGGAGCCACCCUGGGUGUGGGCUCCCUCCUGGCGGGGUUUGUGGGUGAGUCCACCAUGGUCGCCAUAGCAGCCUGCUACGUCUACCAGAAACAGAAAAAGAAAAUGGAGAAUGAGUCAGCUGCAGAGGGGGAGGAUUCAGCGAUGACAGACAUGCCUCCAGCCGAGGAGGGGAUGGACGUCGUGGAGAUGCGAGAGGAGGACGAAUGAGCGCAGCACCGUGGAGGCAGUCCAGCCGACCCUUCACACCAUCUCCUCUCCCAUCGUGUUCUGUCCUUCGGUUUUGGCCUUGAUUUAAAGGUUUCAUGUCAACUCUCUGGCAUACUGGGUAUGCUCACACUGAUGUGGGGACCUAAAUGGUCUGUGCCAUUGCUUUGUAAAAACAAAACAAUUGGCUUCAUGCCCUUGCUUCACAAAAACCCAAAAGACAGCUGCCUCAUAGCCCAAGGUGUGUCCUCCUCCCUCGGACAAUCUCUGCUCGGAACCAAAGGACCGCGGCUCUGCCAUCCAUCGCCCCUCCACGACCAUGCCCAGCAGGCCACACUUCACCCUGUCCCUUUGCAUCUCUCCUAAGAACCAAGGGUCACAACCGGGCUUUCUUUGAUUGGUUGCCCAGUAACACAGCUGUACCCAGAGAUGUAACCCUGGUGGCCUUCCACUAUGGGGUCAUAAACUGCUGCCCACGAGCAGAGGGUCAGCAGCAGGCUGCAGCCUGGAGUGACCGUUCCCACUGAGGACUGGAUUUGCGAAUGCGCUGGAUGGACAGACGGAAAUAAUCUCCUGUAGGAAGGUUUGAGGUGCCACAGGAGUAGUGAAUGAUAUCAUUUCAUCUUGUAUUUUCCUAGGUUUGAGUGAACUCCAUAUACAUACAUGAACUAAAUGUUUUAAGUUGUCACAAAUGCGCAUCUGCAAAUUUCAGCGUCCACAGGCAUGACUCCCUGAAGGCUUGUUUUUCACUCACCUUUCCUGAAGAUGGCACUAGAGCAAGUGAAAUGGAGCGUACUAACUUUACAUUUUAGUUUUUAAAGUGAACUGAAGCUUUAAGUCAUAAUCUAGCAUUUUAAUGCCAGGUUGCUAUAUCAUACCUUUUGAAAUAGUUCAUUACCUGGUUCUGCCAUUCUUAGACAUAACCACAUGGUACAAGUGAUUCAGAGUGUCCUUUGGUACUCCCCUCUCACGCCACACGAUAAAGCAAGACAUUUUAUAAACGAUAGCAAAGUCACUAUGUGAUAUUCCCUGAAAAGACACAUUUGAAAUCCAUUAGUGCAGUAUAUUUUUCUAAGUUUUGGAAAGCGGGUUUUUUCUUUAAAAAAAAUUGUGGACACUGUUCACUAAAUUCUUGAUUUAGUCAAAAUUCCUAGGCAGAAAGAACCUAAACACAAAAAUAUUUUAAAGAUAAAAAUAUAUACUGUAUAUGUUAUGUAAUUUAUUUUAGGCUAUAAUACAUUUCCUAUUUUCGCAUUUUCAAUAAAAUGUCUCUAAUACAAUACGGUGAUUGUUUAUGUGCUCAGCAUACCUGCAGUUGAAACGUAUUGUAUCAACGAACAUUGUGUCUUAUUUGCAGCAGGUUUACAAAUGUCAUUUGUAUAUAAAUGUAAGGAUCAGUACAUGACAAGAGAACUAUUUUUCAUUAUGGGUAAGGGGUAUAAAUGAAUCAGCUGGUGUAAACAGUGGGGAUGGAAAUACACACUGGAAGGGCAGAAAAGGAAAAGCCAAGCCUUUGUGUUUAUUGUUUUCAGUGAUGUCCGACCACAUUGUUCCUCAAAGAAAAAAGAAUGUGACAGCAUAAGUCUGCCAUGAACAUCACAGGGCUGUAUCCACAUUUCUGGACACCCAGUGAUCCUCAGGUGUGCCCACCGUGGAGACAAUUCUCACGGGCUUCCUCUGAGCGGUUUCUCCUUCAUAUAUAAGUGCUGUGCUGAAAAUUAAGGUGCAUAAUUUUGGGGUGGUUUCCAAGGUAAGGUGGGGGAAAAAAUCUCAUUGUAUCAGCUUUUUAAAAGCACCUGACUAGAAAAUUAAACAGCAGUAUUUUUUAACA